UCCCCGUUGGAGCCGGCCCGUGCGGCGCGGCCGGCGGCGGCGGCGGCGGCGGCGGGGCCGGGGCCGGGGCCGGGGCCGGGGCCGGGCAGGUGGGCGGCGGCGGCGGGGCCAUGGCGCGGCGCGGCGCGGGGCGGCUGCGGGCGCUGCUGCUGGCGGCGGUGCUGGGCGCCGCGCGGGGCUUCGGCGACGAGGAGGAGCGGCGCUGCGACGCCAUCCGCAUCGCCAUGUGCCAGAACCUGGGCUACAACGUCACCAAGAUGCCCAACCUGGUGGGCCACGAGCUGCAGGCGGACGCCGAGCUGCAGCUCACCACCUUCACCCCGCUCAUCCAGUACGGCUGCUCCAGCCAGCUCCAGUUCUUCCUUUGUUCGGUCUAUGUUCCUAUGUGCACCGAGAAGAUUAACAUCCCCAUAGGGCCCUGUGGUGGCAUGUGUCUCUCCGUCAAAAGGAGAUGUGAACCUGUUUUAAAAGAAUUUGGAUUUGCCUGGCCAGACAGCCUGAACUGCAGCAAAUUCCCACCCCAGAAUGAUCACAACCACAUGUGCAUGGAGGGCCCGGGAGACGAAGAGGUUCCCCUGCAUAGCAAGACGUCCUUGCAGCCCGGAGAAGAGUGCCACAGCAUGGGCUCUAAUUCAGACCAGUACAUCUGGGUCAAAAGAAGCUUGAACUGUGUCCUGAAGUGUGGCUACGAUGCUGGGCUCUACAGCAGGUCGGCUAAGGAAUUCACAGAUAUCUGGAUGGCCGUGUGGGCUAGUCUUUGCUUCAUAUCAACGGCAUUCACAGUCCUGACCUUCCUGAUUGAUUCAUCCAGAUUUUCCUACCCGGAGCGCCCAAUCAUAUUUUUGAGCAUGUGCUACAAUAUUUAUAGCAUUGCUUAUAUUGUGAGGCUAACUGUGGGCCGGGAAAGGAUAUCCUGUGAUUUUGAAGAGGCAGCAGAACCUGUUCUUAUCCAAGAAGGUCUUAAGAACACAGGAUGUGCUAUAAUUUUCUUGCUGAUGUAUUUUUUUGGGAUGGCUAGCUCCAUCUGGUGGGUUAUUCUCACAUUGACGUGGUUUCUGGCAGCAGGACUUAAGUGGGGCCACGAAGCUAUAGAAAUGCACAGCUCCUAUUUCCACAUUGCAGCCUGGGCCAUCCCUGCAGUGAAGACCAUAGUCAUCUUGAUUAUGAGACUAGUAGAUGCAGAUGAGCUCACUGGUCUGUGUUACGUUGGCAACCAGAACCUAGAUGCGCUCACGGGCUUUGUUGUUGCACCACUUUUUACCUACCUGGUUAUUGGAACUUUAUUCAUUGCAGCCGGAUUGGUGGCCUUAUUUAAAAUCCGGUCUAACCUUCAGAAGGAUGGAACUAAAACUGACAAACUGGAAAGACUGAUGGUCAAAAUCGGUGUCUUUUCAGUGCUGUACACCGUCCCAGCAACGUGUGUCAUUGCGUGUUAUUUUUACGAAAUCUCCAACUGGGCUGUUUUCCGCUAUUCGGCAGACGAUUCCAAUAUGGCUGUGGAGAUGCUCAAAAUCUUCAUGUCCCUCCUGGUGGGUAUCACGUCAGGUAUGUGGAUUUGGUCAGCCAAAACUCUGCACACGUGGCAGAAGUGCUCGAACAGACUGGUGAACUCAGGGAAAGUGAAACGGCAGAAGAGAGCAGAUGGUUGGGUGAAACCGGGGAAAGGGAACGAGACUGUGGUAUGAGAGAACAAGGACACCCCGGUGCUCUCCGACCGUCGUCACGUGAAGGACUGAUGCUGUGUAAGCACUGCGGUGGAAGUGUUGCUGAGCGUAGAGUAGGGAGACGGGUACCAAACCUGUCUCUGAGGGGCAGGGGGAAAAAAAGCCUUAAAGAAUAAGCAACAAAAAGAUCAUGCUGCAAAUACAAUAGCCAUAAACCAUGCUGCCCAAAAUAGGAAAGCCCAGGGAGGCUUUAAAAGCUGUGAAAAAAACUAAUCACAUUAUCUCUUUUUUUUUUUUUUUUUUUUCCUUUUUUUUUCCUGAAGGAGGAUGCAGUAUACUUCAGUCUUUAGAAGCUGUGGGACUGUAGCCAUCCUAGUGAUAUGGGAUGGUGUUUUCUUUCAAUCGUCUUACAGCUGACGGUGGAAAGGCAGGCUGGGGCCAAAUUCUGGGCUGAUUUAGGGUCUAGUUAUCAGAAGGUGGCGUUUGCACGAGCUCGGUUAACUGUCUUUCUUCUUUCUGAGUUAAGCAUCGUGAAAGAAGUUCUCGCUGAGGAUUGUGUCUUUCCACCCUGGGAAGUCCUAUUGCUCCCAAUAGUGUUGCACGCUGCGCGAAUCAGCCAAGGAUCAGGUUCCCCAACAAACGCCAGCUCCGAGAUUUACCUGUAAAGAGUAGCAUUUAGUGAGGUAUUAUCAGGGAUGAUUCUUUAACUCAUCUGAUGAUCUAAUAAUAAUUUUGACACAUAUUCCUUUUACCUCCUUAACCUGGCCCAAAUUCAGUUUUGGCCCAGCUUUGAUCAGGAAUUUAGACCUCCCAGGUCUCUUCCAACCUGAGUUACUUUACGAUUCUAUCAGUAUUUCCUAUUUUUUAAAAAAUCUUUACUCAAGGCCAUUAUCAGAAGCAGAGGAAUAAGUGAGAGCUUGGAAACACUGCAUCGAUUACCAUUAUCCACCUGCCUCUGUUCCUGUCCUUUCAGGUGCUCCUGCUGUUUCCAGCUGACUACUUUAUUCCCCUGCAUUUAAUAGCUUUAAAUAAAGUCUUAUGUUAUAGUAUUCCCUCCUACAGCAAAGAGAAAAAUGAGUGGAGGGUCUCUUCAGAGCAAUGUCAGUCUUCUCCAAGUAAACUGAUCUGUGUCUCUCUGGAGAUCCACUGCACAAAGCAAUUAAGUCUUAAUAUAUUUCGUUCAGUGCGAUGGUAUCUCUGCCGACGCCAGGCUGGGAGAAGCGAAACAUUCGGUUCCUUGGCAGCCUCAUGUUUGCACAGAUCAGUUGUAUAAUUAUGUGUGUCAGUUGCAAUUAAAAGAGCAUUCUCAGCCCGUGACAUAGCAGUACAGCUGACUGCCUCAGAGCGAUGCUCCGAUCGCUCGCUGACGGCUCCAGAGAGUUUUGUUGCCAUAUAGAUACAUAUAGGAGAGCAGGCGUUCAUUCAGUCGUCAGGAACGAGAGACAUUUUCAGGUUUUGUAAAGGGAGCCAAAGACAAGAGAUCCAGCUUCCUGAGGGAUAGCACUAUUUCAUACCCAACAUCAAGUUCUCUUAUCCUCUUAGUUGAAGAGGCAUUGGCCCGUUGUGCUCACGGGGAGCUUGAACCUUGCAUGUGGGGCUUGUUUGGCUAGCAAGAAGCAUGAUGCAAACGUAAGUAGCCCACAAGCACUUAGGAGGACACUGUUUCAAUGCUCUAUCCCUCUGAAGGACCUUCGGUUUCAUCUGAAUUUUUACUUCAUUUGUUUGUGUGGACCCUGGUCAGCUGCCGAGCGUCCCCGUGGUGCCCCAACUCGCGUGGCCUUCGGGGCGGCUGAGGCUGGGUGCUGCUUUAUUACAGCCCUCACUUUACGUAUAGGUGCCCCAUGUGCUUCCCAAACCACAGUUCAUUGCAGCUCUGGCCGUGAGCGCUAAUCUGUCCCAGAAGCGUGUAUUGUUUCAAUGUCAAUGUUGAAACGUGCUAGAGCACAUCUGAAAAAAAAAAUAACCAAACAAACCCUAAUUGCAGUUUUUGCGGUUGGGCUCCCUCUCUAGCAGAACAAGUGACAACUUGACACAUUCUGCUCCAAACGCACGAGCAUUGUUUUGGCCAGCUCCACAUACCAGCUGAGCCUUUUGAUCCUCUCUAUAAAGUCUCUCGCUAUUAGUGUUGUGUUUGGAUCUGGCUGUUCCUCUGUGAAGAAGAAGUUCUGCGCGUACGAGAGCUUCAGAUGGCUGAGCUUCUCCAUGACGCGAGCUUUCUGCUGACACAGCAAGGGCCAGAGUGUCAGCAGCUAUAUUCUGACUUGCAGGGGAUGAAGGCACCGUAUGAGCUUUGUCUUCUAACUCAUAUUGGCCAGUGCCAGGGUGCCACAUUCAUUCAGGUGUCCUUCAAUCUAAAAUGGUUUGGAUUUUCUCCUGGCUAAUAUGAUUCAUGUUUGACCUGACCGAUUCAGUAAGUGGCAUUUUUAGCCAUGCUAUGUACACAGAAGUGAUAAGCAGUGCCCCUUUUAUCAGAUCCCUGCAUCUCAGAUUAUAACCCUCUGGACUCCAGACAGAUGUCCCUGGCGAUUUAUGACAUUGGAAAUGAGUCGGCCAAGGAUACCACCGCGUUGCCUUACGAGAGAGCUGGGGGGAUAUAUCAUUAACAGGUGUCAGGCACUCAACUACUGUGGCCAGGAGGUGGGGUGGGGAGAGACACCAGCUGCUCCUGAAGGAACAUCUUUCCCAGGCUUUCUGGGGGCACCGUGCCAGCCCGAAGCAAGACUAGCUGGCUGCCUUCUGCUGCAGCAACAAAAUCGCUCCACGGAUUUAUGCAGCCAUGUGCAUUUACCUUGUUCUGCUUCGGGGAUUUGCAAGUGGGAAGUCACGGCAGAUAGUCAAAAAGUCAGCAGUUAGGAAGAGUGGGUAUCUGCAACUCCUAUGUUCUCUCAUUUCAACACUGUUAUGAAUUUCAAGCCAAAAAAAUGUGUGACUAAUCCCGUCUUGGAAGUGCAGUUGCUGUGGUUAUGGAACAAGAAACGUUGCAGCAGUCACCUUCCUUGCAGGAUCCCUGCUCCCUCCCUCGAGCUCCAUCUGCCUCGCUCCCCCCACCCCAGCACCUUCGUCUGGCCACAGGUCCCCGACGUGCCUGCAGAGAGGUACAAGCUUAGCUCAUAUGUUAAACAGAGAAGUUAGCUUCUUUUUCCAAACUUUGGAGGCAAUAGACACUGAUUAUUUGGGGGCAUGCAGAAAACAUAGCUACUUUGAUGUAUGUACUGUAAAUUUCUAAUUUAUCACUGUAAAAAAAACCAAAACUUUGCUAUUUAAUUUUUAUAUCGAAAUAAAAUUUUACCCUCUGUGGAGAACUAA
Dromaius novaehollandiae (emu) is the source of this 4970-nucleotide messenger RNA. It is a transcript of the gene FZD4, whose product is annotated as frizzled class receptor 4. Gene Ontology annotation, cellular component: plasma membrane. Gene Ontology annotation, molecular function: Wnt receptor activity; Wnt-protein binding. The coding region runs from base 111 to 1685 and encodes 524 amino acids. The record is from RefSeq and is a predicted model, not a curated record. Gene Ontology annotation, biological process: canonical Wnt signaling pathway; non-canonical Wnt signaling pathway; retina vasculature morphogenesis in camera-type eye. The transcript is spliced from 2 exons. Lineage: Eukaryota; Metazoa; Chordata; Aves; Casuariiformes; Dromaiidae.